GAUCUAACACGCCCUCCUCGGAGCAGCAACGAAAAAAGGCGAAUGCUUCUCCCUCUUCCGUUUCCUCUUUCUCUUUAUAUUGGAUUCUAUUCUCACUAGCGAUCGAUCGCAGAAGAGAAGGAAGGAUGGGGAGAGGGAGGGUGCAGCUGAAGAGGAUCGAGAACAAGAUAAACCGGCAGGUGACGUUCUCUAAGCGGCGGUCGGGGCUGCUGAAGAAGGCGCACGAGAUCUCGGUGCUCUGCGAUGUCGAGGUCGCCCUCAUCGUCUUCUCCACCAAGGGCAAGCUCUACGAAUACUCCACCAACUCCGGCAUGGAAAAUAUUCUUGAACGCUACCAGCGUUAUUCAUAUGCGGAAAAAGCCCUUGUGGAAGCAGAUCCUGAGUCAGAGGGAAGAUGGCGCCAUGAUUAUGGUGAACUAAGGUAUAAGGCUGAGGCUCUACAAAAAAGUCAGAGGCAUCUCAUGGGAGAACAACUUGAAUCCUUGACAUUUAAAGAGCUUCAACAACUGGAGCUACAGCUUGAUAAUGCUUUGAGACAUAUAAGAUCCAGAAGGAACCAGCUUCUAUUUGAUUCAAUUGCUGAGCUUCAGAGAAAGGCGAAGACGUUGCAUGAGCACAACAGCAUACUGGAGAAGAGGCUCAUGGAGGGUAAUGGUGCGAUGGCUUUGACCGAGCACCCACACUGGGAACCACAAAGCCAACCCCAGACAAGCUCCUCGUCACCGCCACCCUUCCUAACAACAGACUCGCUUCCCACCCUAAACAUCGGACACUGCUGGAGGGCAAGUCAUACAUCUGCUUGACCAGGAGAACAACAGGAGUUUGCAUGGCUGGAUGCUUCGCCACGUCAGUGGGUAGAGAAUUCUCCAUUCUAUCCCCCCCUGUAAACCUCUCUAUGCUAUGAUGGUGUGAGACCUUCCAGCUAUAGGACGUAAGCUUAUAUCCCAUAUGAGCUAUUCUGAGAUUUGAAUCUGCUCCAAUGUUCUCCAAAAAGAUAUUAUACCAGUCAGCUGUGGAACUUUAUUGGAAUUUGGACUCAAAGCUGGAUGUAAUUAUGGUAUCCAUGUAUGAUAUGUAUAAGUCAUUAAACCCUAUUGUUUCUUGUGUAAUAUGUUCACCAGAAUAAAUGGGAGUAUAGGAAUCACUGCUAUUAUUAGAAUGUAAAAGAAAAAUACUAUAUGCCAGAGCAUGCAAGGAAAUAAUUUUACUCUGUUCUCAUUUUCA
This is a messenger RNA of Phoenix dactylifera (date palm), 1224 nucleotides long. RefSeq names its product agamous-like MADS-box protein AP1. Gene Ontology annotation, biological process: positive regulation of transcription by RNA polymerase II. NCBI's taxonomy places the organism in Eukaryota, Viridiplantae, Streptophyta, Magnoliopsida, Arecales, Arecaceae. Gene Ontology annotation, cellular component: nucleus. The record is from RefSeq and is a predicted model, not a curated record. Gene Ontology annotation, molecular function: protein dimerization activity; DNA-binding transcription factor activity; RNA polymerase II transcription regulatory region sequence-specific DNA binding.